AUGGAAUACCUCCAUAGAUGCUUGAAGAAACUCCAUGGCAAUACGAUAUUUAAAUUUCAUCCUAAAUGUAACAAACUAGGUAUAACAAGUAUCUGUUUUGCGGAUGACCUGAUGUUGUUCACUAGAGGUGAUGUGGGAUCUGUACAAGCAAUGAUGGACACUGUAAACCAGUUCUCUACAGCAACAGGUCUCAAGGCUAGCCCUACAAAAUGCAGAGUCUACUUUGGGGGUGUUGAUGAGACAGUUCAACAAAGGAUCUUGAGUAUCACUGGAUUCCAGAUUGGUAACUUACCUUUCAAAUACUUGGGGGUCCCUCUCAUGUGCAGAAGUUUGACUGUAAACAUGUGUAAACCUUUAAUAGACAGAAUUACCUCCAAGAUCACACAUUGGACUUCAAAAUUACUUAGCUAUGCAGGGAAACAACAAUUGGUGAAGAGUGUAUUGUUUGCUAUCACUAAUUAUUGGAUGCAGGUUUUCCAACUGCCUAAGUGUGUGACCAAACACAUUGAAGCCAUCUGUAGAAGCUUUGUGUGGAGUGGGAAAGCUGAGAUUUCCAGGAAAGCACCUGUGUCCUGGAAGAAGAUUUGCGAGCCAAAGAAUGCAGGGGGAUUGAAUAUAACAUCUUUGAAUGAAUGGAAUCUGGCCACUCUAGGGAAGCUCCUAUGGAACAUUCAAGCGAAAGCUGACAAAAUGUGGGUGAAAUGGAUAAACAUAUACUACCUUAAGGAGCAAGACUUCUUUGUAUGGCAACCAAAAUCUGACUGCUCUAUUUUGAUGAAGAAUUUAGUUGCUUGCAGGGACAUUAUCACGCAGAGUGGAUACUGGCAGGCUGUACUUCAAAAUGGUUUUUAUAAAACCUCGAAGAUGUACAUGAGCCUACGAGGGGAAAAGGAACCUGUCCCUUGGAGAAAGAUUGGUUUUCAGAAUCUGGCUAGACCCAGGGCCCAAUUUUUGAUAUGGAUGGCUUUUAUGGAUCGUUUGAAUACAAAGACGAGGAUUCAACAGUUUGGUAUCCACACAGAUCUGCGCUGUGCUUUCUGCCCUGAGCAAGAAACAAUUAACCACAUAUUUUUUGAGUGCAGGUGGACUAGAAGUGUAUGGACUCAAAUGUUGGUUUGGCUUGGCUAUCACCAUGUACCUGGAAAUUGGCAGUAUGAAAAACAGUGGAUAACUAUGGAAACAAACAAAAAGGGCUGGAGGCGACAACUUCUCAAGGCUGCAACAACUGAACUUAUGUAUGCUAUCUGGCAGAAUAGGAAUGCCAUUGUGUUUGCGCAGGGGACUCGAGAAGAUCAUGUAUUGGAAAGAGUUAAGUUCAUUAUCUAUACAAGGUGUGCUAGGCAUAGAACUCUUACCACACAUUUUGAUGAGAAUACUCUCUAUGUAGAGUGA
This is a messenger RNA of Vicia villosa (hairy vetch), 1392 nucleotides long. RefSeq lists its product as uncharacterized. NCBI's taxonomy places the organism in Eukaryota, Viridiplantae, Streptophyta, Magnoliopsida, Fabales, Fabaceae. The transcript has a single exon. The coding region runs from base 1 to 1392 and encodes 463 amino acids. The record is from RefSeq and is a predicted model, not a curated record.